Messenger RNA from Oppiella nova, 919 nucleotides. Lineage: Eukaryota; Metazoa; Arthropoda; Arachnida; Sarcoptiformes; Oppiidae. The record is from the annotation of a GenBank genome assembly.
CCAGUUUUGGGAACUGUAGAGGCGUUGAGUAAAGCCAAGGAAACGGCCCGCAAAUUGGGUUGUGAUCCGUAUGAUUACAAAUGGUUGGACUGUUUGCGAGCCAUUGAAAACCCGGACCUAUUUCUGGAGCCGACUGAGGCUGAAGUUGGUUUUGGUGUCACGUGGCCUGUGUUUGGCACUGAAUUUCUCCCAGUUUUGCCACAAAAAGCAUUUGAAAAUAAUGAAUACAAUUCGGAUGUGGAUGUGAUGGCCGGUGCGACCAAAGACGAGGGUCAUUUGCUAGUUAUGAUGCUGUUCCCACAAUUGAGGACUGAUUUCAAUAUUAAGAAAUUUCAUGAAUUAAUAGAACUCCAGAGAGAGAUCUACCAUAACAUAGACGUCCAGAAAGUAUCCGAUUAUUACCUCCAGAAUAGAGACCCCGAAAAUCCUAAUGACUUACAGCAAGCUUUCGGGGAACUGUAUGGCGAUAUGUUGAUGGUGUGCCCCACCUAUGGGUUCGCCAAGAGUUUUGCCAAAAGUGGUCGAGACGUUUAUUUUUAUAGAUUUAAUUACCAGGCUAGUCUAAUGGAAAUGUUUGGCUGCGAUGAGAACACCAUAUGUCACGGGGCGGACAGCCUCUAUGUUUUUGGUGAUCCCGUUAGGACUCCACAGAUGUUUACAGAAACGGACUAUGAUUUCAGUUUAGAUGUUAUGAAGAUAUGGACUAAUUUUGCUAAAAAUAUAAAACCACACAAUGUUUGGCCGAAACUAAUAGACAUUUCGGACGCGAAUUCAGUGCCAAAAGUGAAAGACUUGAAUCCCAACGAUAUGUCACGCGUUUUGGACAAUCCUUACGGAGAUAUUUGUGAUGGAUUAUGGAGUGAAUACCUUGGUGAAAAUAAAUAAACAUAAAAGGAUAUACAUUUACUUAAAAAUAAUU